UCACCGGCAGUCUCCGGAGAGAGCCGACGGGCUCCGAGCGGCGGCGCCGAGGCGCAGUCAUGGCGGCCGCCUGCGCCGCGGCCGCGGGGAAGAGCGAGGAUCCGGCGCCGGAGGCAGCGGCGCUGGCCGCCGCCCGGGAGCGGAGCAGCCGCUUCUUGAGCGGCCUGGAGCUGGUGAAGCAGGGCGCCGAGGCGCGCGUGUUCCGCGGCCGCUUCCAGGGCCGCGCGGCCGUGGUGAAGCACCGCUUCCCCAAGGGCUACCGGCACCCGGCGCUGGAAGCGCGGCUCGGCCGGCGGCGGACGGUGCAGGAGGCCCGGGCGCUGCUCCGCUGCCGCCGCGCAGGGAUAUCCGCCCCCGUUGUCUUUUUCGUAGACUAUGCCUCCAACUGCUUAUACAUGGAAGAGAUUGAAGGUUCAGUGACUGUUCGAGAUUAUAUUCAAUCCACUAUGGAGACCGAAAAAACUCCCCAAAGUCUCCUCGGCUUAGCCAAGACGGUUGGGCAGGUUUUGGCUCGAAUGCACGAUGAAGACCUCAUUCAUGGUGAUCUUACCACCUCGAACAUGCUGCUGAAACCCCCCGUGGGACAGCUGAACAUCGUGCUCAUAGACUUUGGGCUGAGUUUCAUUUCUGCACUUCCAGAAGAUAAAGGAGUCGACCUCUACGUGCUGGAGAAAGCCUUCCUCAGUACCCACCCCAAUACCGAGGCUGUGUUCGAAGCCUUUCUGAAGAGCUACUCCACCUUCUCCAAAAAGUCCAGGCCGGUGCUAAAAAAGUUAGAUGAAGUGCGCCUGAGAGGAAGAAAGAGGUCCAUGGUCGGGUAGAAGAGUCUGACAAGUACUGACGUGCUGGCCAUUUGCGUCAAAGGGAAUUUGAAGGAAGGCUCCGAGUAUGAGAUUAGACCUAAAUAAAGGCAUUGAGAUCCUUUUGAGUGCUGUCUGUGAUCAUGCUUGUUCAGUGUCAUUAUCGUCUGCGGUCGGCUGUUCUCAACAGCUUACUGUGGACAGAAGACAAGUUCUAGGCAGAAUUGGGUAUUUAAAAGAAAUCUAGAACGGGCUUCCUCUUCGGCCAGGCCGCGUAUAUGUCAGGUACCUGGGUAGUGGCAUUGCAGAAUGUUGAACCACGUGAUGAGAACGUUACUCUUCAGUCUUUUGGGUGAUGUGGGGACAGAGUCUCAGUUGGUGACAGAUAUCUUUAUCAACCCACUAACCCAGCAGUUUUUUUGUCGUGUAUAUGACAUAUUCCCUCUGAAACCAAUAUAAUGGGAUACAGCCAGCAUUUUAAAAAUGAACUAGAGGGGCGCCUGGGUGGCUCAGUUGGUUGAGCGUCCAACUUCAGCUCAGGUCAUGAUCCCGCGGUUCAUGAGUUCGAGCCCCGUGUCGGGCUCUGUGCUGACCGGUCAGAGCCUGGAGCCUGCUUCCAGUUCUGUGUCUCCCUCUCUCUCUGCGCCUUGUCUGCGCGCGCUGUCUCUCUCUCUCAAAAAUAAAUCAAUGUAAAAAAUAAAAAUGAAGUAGAAUCAUAGAAUAGAAAA
Molecule: messenger RNA, 1528 nt
Organism: Neofelis nebulosa (Clouded leopard)
Lineage: Eukaryota; Metazoa; Chordata; Mammalia; Carnivora; Felidae
Gene: TP53RK
Product: TP53 regulating kinase
Exons: 2
Coding region: 60-821 (253 amino acids)
Biological process (GO): protein phosphorylation
Cellular component (GO): cytosol; EKC/KEOPS complex; nucleus
Molecular function (GO): ATP binding; protein serine/threonine kinase activity
Source: RefSeq, a predicted model, not a curated record